GCCUCACUCAGACCUUGCAGUGAAGGAGCGAGGGGGCAAGGGGUGCCUUUUCGAAUAUUUUAGAGCAACUUUACAGGGAAGAUCUGGAAGAAACCACGGCACGCAAAAGAAUCCAGAGGAACACCUGGAGAAGCGUGGAUACCUUUGAGAAAGUUUUAAAGAAGCAAUGUCAACUUCAGAUGAAUCAGACGGGCUUCGGCCACGUUAUGGGUCGGUCCUGGAUGGCGAGCAGCGGCUCACUGCCGAGGAGAUGGACGAGCGGAGGCAGGCAAACAUGGCCUACGAGUACUUGUGCCACCUGGAGGAGGCCAAGAGAUGGAUGGAAGCGUGUUUGGACGAGGAGCUGCCUCCCACCACAGAGCUGGAGGAGGGGUUGCGGAACGGCGUCUACCUGGCCAAGCUGGGCAACUUCUUCGCCCCACAGACCGUCUCCCUCAAGAAGAUCUACGACCGCGAGCAGACCCGUUACAAGGCAACAGGGCUCCACUUUAGGCACACAGAUAACGUGAUCCAGUGGCUGAACGCCAUGAGUGCCAAAGGCCUGCCAAAGAUUUUCUACCCUGAGACGACAGACAUUUACGACAGGAAGAACAUGCCUCGCUGUAUCUACUGCAUCCACGCACUCAGUCUGUACCUGUUCAAGCUGGGUCUGGCUCCACAGAUCCAGGACCUGUAUGGAAAGGUGGACUUCACAGAGGAGGAGAUCAACAACAUGAAGAGCGAGCUGGAGAAGUAUGGCAUCCAGAUGCCGGCCUUCAGCAAGAUCGGAGGCAUCCUGGCCAACGAGCUCUCCGUCGACGAAGCUGCCUUGCACGCGGCCGUUAUCGCCAUCAACGACGCCAUUGACCACGGGGUGCCCGAGGGGACACUGACGGCCAUGCGCAACCCCAACGCCAUGCUGGUCAACCUGGACGAGAGUGCAGUCCAGCACUACCACGACACGCUGACCCAGGCCAAGGCCCAGAAGGUGGAGAACGCACGCAAGCGGAUUGGGGAGAACGCGGACGCAGAAAGGGAUGUUUACGAAGAGCUACUUACUCAGGCUGAAAUCCAAGGCAAUGUCAACAAAGUCAACUUGGCGACUGCCCUGAACGGAGCCGAGCAGGCCCUGCUGAGUGGUGAUGAGGACAAGCUGUAUGAAGCACUCCGCUCCCAGGCUUUGGGCCUGAAGAACCUCAACAGCCAGAACAAGGGCUGGUACUUGAAAGAACUGAUGGCGGCGCGGGAACUUAAGGACCAGAAUUCCCCUGGAGAGGCGCUGACAAAGGAAGAGUUACAGAGUGGCGUAGACGUCUCUAAUGAGGUCGCAUCAGCAUACCAGAAAAUGCUGGAGGCAGUGGACCGGAUCAACGCUGCGAUCCGUAAGGGUGUGCCCGAGGAGACGGUGAAGGAGCUGAUGAACCCGGACGCCCAGCUGCCCCAGGUCUACCCCAGCGCCGCUGACCUCUACCAGAGAGAGCUGGCCAGCCUGCAGCAGCAGAGCACAGAGGGCUCUCUCACCCACCCCGAGCUGCUGGUUGCCGUGGAGAUGCUGUCGUCGGUGGUGCUGAUCAACGGGGCCCUGGACGUGGGCGACCGCGCCGCCCUGUGGAAGCAGCUGGCCAGCACCGUCACCGGCCUCAGCAACGUGGAGGACGAGUACGCUCAGAGGUACAUGGAUGAGCUGAUGCGUUUGAAGGCGGCCGCUCGUGAGCAGGGGAACGAGUACCUGACCUGGAACGACAUCCAGGCCUGUGUGGACCAGGUCAACGGCACGGUCCAGGAGGAGCAUGAGAGGAUUGCUGCGAUCGGGCAAAUAAAUGAGGCUCUGGACGGAGGCGAUCUGGAGAGCACUCUGGCAGCACUGCAGCAUCCCGCAGCCAAGCUGACCGAUGUGGACCCAUCACUGGCCCAGCACUACUACGACCUGCUGCUGCAGGCCAGGCGGGAGAAAGCCCACGAGACGCAGGAUCCCUCGGCGGUGCUUUGGCUGGAUGAGAUUCAGGAUGCCAUCCAAAGAGCCAAUCAGGAGACUCAGGAGGCCCUGCAGUUCUCCAAGGCCAUCCAGGGCAUUAAUGAGGCGGUGGACAGCGGCGACUCGGCCCAGACGCUGGCCGCGCUCAGGACUCCAGCGGCUGGACUCUACGGGGUGACGGCGGAGUGCGCGCCCACCUACCAGACGGACUUAUCCAAGAUCAAAGAGGGCAAGAAGACGGAGGGUGAUAAUGGCAGUGAGUGGGUGCAGCACUGGGUGAAGGGAGGGCAUAAUUACUACUACAACCUGAAGACCGGGGAGGGCAGCUGGCAGCAGCCCCAGGACUUUCUCCAGAACAACACCCUGCUCAACAAGGAGGACAUCCAGGGUGUGGUGUCGGGGGUGACGGCAGCGUAUAACCGGGAGCAGCUCUGGCGUGCCAACGAGAGCCUCAUCGCCAAGCUUCAAGCCCGUUGCCGUGGUUACCUGGUCAGGCGGGCCAUGAAGAAUCGUCUUGCCUACCUGACGGAUCAGGAUCAGUCUACCAAGUGUAUCCAGGCCCACUGGAGAGGCUACAAGCAGAGGCAGAAGUACAAAAACAGAGUGAAGUAUCUCAAGGACAACAGUGAACAAGCAGUCAAGAUUCAAGCGAUGGUGAGGAUGCACCAAGCUCGCAAGAAGUACAAAGACCGACUGAAGUACUUCGAGGACCACAUGGAUGAAAUAGUGAAAAUCCAGGCCUUCAUCCGGGCCAAUAAAGCCAGAGACGAUUACAAGACACUCAUCAACGCUGACGAGCCCCCGAUGGCCGUGGUGCGCAAGUUCGUGCACCUGCUGGACCACAGCGACCAGGACUUCCAGGAGGAGUUGGAGCUGAUGCGUCUGCGCGAGGAGGUGGUCACCAACAUCCGCUCCAACCAGCAGCUGGAGAACGACCUCAACCUGAUGGACAUCAAGAUCGGCCUGCUGGUCAAGAACAAGAUCACGCUGCAGGAGGUGGUGUCCCACAGCAAGAAGCUGACCAAGAAGAACAAGGGCGCGCUGUCCAACAUGAUGAUGAUGAACAAGCACAAGGGCGGCCUCAAGGCCCUCAGCAAGGAGAAGAGGGUGAAGCUGGAGGCCUACCAGUACCUCUUCUACCUGCUGCAGACAAACCCAACCUACCUGGCCAAGCUGAUCUUCCAGAUGCCCCAGAACAAGUCCACCAAGUUCAUGGACUCUGUGAUCUUCACCCUGUACAACUACGCCUCCAACCAGCGCGAGGAGUACCUGCUCCUCAAGCUCUUCAAGACGGCUCUGCAGGAGGAGAUUAAGUCAAAGGUGGACCAGCUUCAGGAGAUUGUGACCGGAAACCCAACAGUCAUCAAGAUGGUGGUGAGCUUCAACAGAGGGGCUCGGGGCCAGAACGCCCUCAGGCAGAUCCUCGCUCCCGUCGUCAAGGAGAUCAUGGACGACAAGUCACUAAACAUCAAGACGGACCCCGUGGACAUUUACAAGAGCUGGGUCAACCAAAUGGAAUCGCAAACCGGAGAGGCCAGCAAGCUGCCGUACGACGUGACGCCAGAGCAGGCCAUGAGCCACGAGGAGGUUCGCACGCGCCUGGAGGCCUCCAUCAAAAACAUGAGGGCCGUCACCGACAAGUUCCUGUCCGCCAUCGUAGUCUCCAUCGACAAAAUCCCGUAUGGGAUGCGCUUUAUUGCAAAGGUUUUGAAGGACACGCUCAGUGAAAAGUUCCCUGAUGCCAGUGAAGAUGAACUAGUAAAGAUUGUGGGCAACCUGCUCUACUACCGUUACAUGAAUCCAGCUAUCGUGGCCCCUGAUGCAUUUGACAUCAUCGAGAUGUCUGCGGGUAGUCAGCUCACUACUGACCAGAGGCGGAACCUGGGUUCCAUAGCCAAGAUGCUCCAGCAUGCUGCCUCCAACAAGAUGUUCCUGGGAGACAACGCCCACCUAAAUCCCAUCAAUGAGUACCUCACCAGCUCCUACCAAAAGUUCAGGCGUUUCUUCCAGGCAGCGUGUGAUGUGCCCUCGCUUGAAGAUAGGUUUAACAUUGAUCAGUACUCCGACUUGGUCACCCUCACCAAACCAGUCAUUUACAUCUCCCUCGGUGAGAUCAUCAACACACACACGCUCCUGUUAGACCAUCAAGAUGCCAUCGCUCCUGAGCACAAUGAUCCGAUCCAUGAGCUACUGGAGGACUUGGGCGAGGUGCCCACCAUCGAGACGUUGAUAGGAGAAAACCCCCUCCCUCCUGAUGACCCUGCCAGGGAGCAGAUGGGGAAGACGGAGGUGUCACUCACACUCACCAAUAAGUUUGACGUCCCAGCUGAGGCCAAUGCUGAGAUGGACGCCAGGACCCUCUUACUGAACACCAAGCGGUUGAUAGUGGACGUAAUUCGUUUCCAACCUGGAGAUACACUCACCGAGAUCCUGGAGUCUUCACCCUCUCCUGAGCAGGAAGUGGAAUACCAGCGGGCCAUGCAGAGGAGGGCCAUCCGGGAUGCCAAGACCCCGGAGAAGAUGAAGCAGGCCAAGCCAGUGGUGGACGACAGCCUCACCCUGCAGGGCAAGAAGGACAAGAUCAGGAGCAACCUGCAGCGACUGGGUGAGCUGGGCAAAGUGCAUCCGGAGAACCGCUACCAGGACCUCAUCAACGACAUUGCCAAGGAUAUCAGAAACCAGAGGAGGUAUCGGCAGCGGAGGAAGGCGGAGCUGGUGAAACUGCAGCAGACCAACUCUGCCCUCAGCUCUAAGACCAACUUCUUCAAUGAGCAAAUUGACUACUACAACCGAUACAUCAAGACGUGCAUGGACAACCUUGCCACCAAAGGAAAGCCUCACAAGAAGCCCGGAGAUGCCAAGGCCAAGAAGAGCAAGCAGGUCUCCCAGAAAUACACUGCAGCCCGGCUACACGAGAAGGGCGUCUUGAUCGAGAUCGAUGACCUGCAGACAAAUCAAUACAAAAACGUUAUCUUUGAGAUCUCCCCAUCUGAGGCUGUGGGUGUGUUUGACGUGAAGGCCAAAUUCAUGGGUGUCCAUCUGGAGACAGUCAUGCUAGAAUACCAGGACCUGCUGCAACUACAGUAUGAAGGUGUUGCUGUGAUGAAGUUGUUUGACAAAGCCACCAUCAAUGUCAACCUACUCAUUUUCCUGCUCAACAAGAAGUUCUAUGGCAAAUAGAGACUGAAAGACACUUUAAGAAUUGAAUUACAUACUAAAUACUCCUCCUCCAUGUAAGGAUGCAACCAAAAACUCCUUGGUCUACAGACAGCCCUUUAUCAUUUUUCAUUUGCUGCACUACUACAAAAUGUUGCCUUAAGUUCACAUGUGCCUUAUUCACUGUGGAGAAUUCCUUGGAGCUCACAGCCAUGGCUGCGUAUAGUAUGGUAGAAGUUUGUAUUGUAUAUCAUUGGUUAUUAUUAUAUUGCAGCUGUGUUGAAUGUAGUCCAAAGGUCAAGAUAUAUUUUUAUUAGUUUGCUCAAAAUUUGCUGCAGACUUGCAUGAGCUUAUACUUAUGCCGUGUAAAGAGAGAAUUUCAUUUUCUAGACCGCAUAUUUUGUUUAAUAAUAUUUGUCCCAUUGAAAAUAUCAAUGCUCUUCAAUGACAAUUGCCCUUAAUGCUAAAAAUAUUAAGAGAUAUAUAAAGAUGUUUGCAAAUUUAUGAGAUGAGCGAGGAUGGUCCAAAAUAGGUGAUUCACAGGGAAACUGUCUGUUUGAUGGCAACAAUGGCUGUUUGAGCCAGUGCCAAGGAAACCUUUACCAUGCUCCACUCCUGACAUUCCACUUUGGAUACAAGCCUCAUAGGAAAAAGUAGAUUUUUCAGCUCUCUUUUAUGCUGUAUGCAUUUUAUUUACGUCCUGCUAUUUCUGUUUUUGUCCAGUUGUGAUUUUUUGUUUGUUUAAUUUUUAAAGGGGAAUCAAUUACUUAAUAGUAAUUUUAAGUUGAACACAAUUGAAGUUGUACUAUGUCAGUGUCAACAGCGCAACUUUUUCAAAAAUUAAAAAAAAAGUUUUGUAAA
This is a messenger RNA of Sardina pilchardus (European sardine), 5971 nucleotides long. RefSeq names its product IQ motif containing GTPase activating protein 1 (gene iqgap1). The transcript is spliced from 37 exons. The record is from RefSeq and is a predicted model, not a curated record. Bases 167 to 5134 code for a protein of 1655 amino acids. Lineage: Eukaryota; Metazoa; Chordata; Actinopteri; Clupeiformes; Clupeidae. Gene Ontology annotation, molecular function: calmodulin binding; actin filament binding; GTPase activator activity. Gene Ontology annotation, cellular component: nucleus; cell cortex. Gene Ontology annotation, biological process: regulation of GTPase activity; epidermal growth factor receptor signaling pathway; mitotic actomyosin contractile ring assembly actin filament organization.